CACACACACACACACACACACACACUCUCUCUCUCUCUCUCUCUCUCUCUCUCUCUCUCUCUCUCUCUCUCUCUUCUGUCUGUCUUUCUUUCUAUCUCUCAGUCAGUAAUAAUGGAGCCAAGCAGUCCGAAGAAGAUCCAGUUUGCUGUACCUCCGCUGCAGGGACAGCUGGACCCACAGGCUGCCGAACAUAUCCGCCGCAGAAGACCAACUCCUGCUACUCUGCAGAUCUACAGACAACCUGGCACAGAUGUUGGAGACCAACAGAAUGCCAGCGGAGAGUCACAGGCUUCAGAUGGCGCUCAGAGGAAGCAGAGCACCUACGCCCCGCCCACCAUGAAAGAGCUUCAGCUGGGGGUGGAGCAACACCUUCUGGGGGCGGGGCUCUGUGACACAGACGAUCAGCUGAGCCCAAUCACAGCACAGCUCUAUGCCACUGCUUCCCUGUGGGCCAAUCACAAUGGGCCAGAGGAAGCCAAUGGGAAUGAGGCGAGUCUGCUGUUAGCCAAUCAGGAGAGAGGAGUGGCAGAGAGCAACAGUUCAGGGGGUAAACUUCUAAAGACAGAAAAACGUACACACUUUUGGCCAGCAGUAUACUCCAAAAUAAAUUAAAUGCUGUGUUAAUUUUUGUCAGAUUCACGUAGUGCUACAACUAAAGAUGAUAAAUGAAAAAUAAAUUGGCUUUAUUACAUGGAAGUAAGAGAAAAAUACACAGCAAGCAACAAUAGCAUGAUACAGUUUGCCAGUGGUGUAUUUUAGAAAUAAUUUUAAUGUUUGUCUCACCAACCCGAGGUAAAUGAUACCAAAAGGGAACGCUUCUGAUUGGCUGUAAGCCCAAAAGCAUUGUGCAAACAUUUCCCAUUCAUCCAAGUUAUUUGGAGUAUACUGUUAGUCUUACAUACACAAACACACUAUGAAUAACCAGCAACCACUAUAUUAUUUUGCUGAUCUACUUCUCAUCAACACUUAGUUGCAAAACAAAAGCAAACAGAUAUAUUUAAAUUGUUUAAAUGCAAUAAUAAAAUAACAAACUACCAUUUCGUACUACAAAUAAAUCAAUAUAAAGUUAUCUGGACUUGUCAUCCAUAAGUCACCAACUCUUUGUUUGCUUCACUGGUACACAUUUUCAUUUAGUCCCAAAUUAAUGCAGUAAAACUGCAGUAAAACUGCAUUAAUCAAUGAAUCUUAUAUUAACACUGAAUCAAAUGUAACAUGAAAGGAGUGGCUUGUAGCAUCCAGAUCAAGGCUAAAUUAAAAUUCUGGGGCUUUAAGGAACUUUUUGUCUCCCUCAGCUCUUUGCUACGCCUGAGCUGCUCUUAUCAAACUCUGCAGGCAGCUGUGUUCAGCAAAUAAGCCCUGAUAAAGCAACCGUACACCAGUGGUGGAGGAAGUAUUCAGAGCCUUUACUUGAAAAUGUUACCCAAGUAAAAUAAUGUAAGAAUCAUCUAGAACAUGUUUUGUGUAUAUAGAAAUCUUAAUUUGUAAAGUAACUAGUAAAUAAAUCUGUCAGAAAAUGCAGUGAAGUAAAAAGCACAAUAUUUAUAUAUUUAUGUCUAGAAGUAGAAAGUGGCAUGAAAAGAAAAGACUUGAGUGAAGUAGAAGUAACUUAGAUUUUAAAUACAGUACUUGAGUAAAUGUACAUUCCACACUGCUGUACAAUACCUGCCCAGCACCAAAAGACAUGCUGGAACAUCUGGCAGCUUAAGAGAGGAGAACUCAGCUAAGAGAGUGAAUAUUGUACAUAAAUUCAUCAGGUAGAUAGAGACACAGCUCUAAAUGAAUAAUAAAGUUGCUCUGUCCAUAACCAUAAUAUCUUAAUUAGCUUUUUGCUCAAAAAUAAUUUCAAAUGCAAAAUGCAGCUUUAAGGUUAAGCUAAAGUGUUACGUGCAGUAAAAGCUAAAAAUAUUCCAUUAAACUUUGACUGCAUCAGAACAACGAACACUGCACUGUCCCUAAUAACUCACUCUGUUUACAUUUCCAUAAUAACACUGUGAAUAUCCUGUAAAUCUCUUGACUACUAACAGCACUAACUCCUCUCUCUUUCUCUUGUCUGUUCUCCUUUUGUGGCUUUGCAUGAUCUAUCAACUUUCUAUUCUCUUUUUCUACACCCCCCCCCCCAACUCC
Molecule: messenger RNA, 2124 nt
Organism: Dicentrarchus labrax (European seabass)
Lineage: Eukaryota; Metazoa; Chordata; Actinopteri; Moronidae
Product: protein phosphatase 1 regulatory subunit 1C
Exons: 5
Coding region: 112-612 (166 amino acids)
Biological process (GO): intracellular signal transduction
Cellular component (GO): cytoplasm
Molecular function (GO): protein phosphatase inhibitor activity
Source: RefSeq, a predicted model, not a curated record